CCCCCACCCCCUCCCCCAACUUUUCCAAACGGCAUUGCCCGAGGGCAGCCAUGUUAUGUUUUCCCCCUCCGCCAUGAAAGCACAUUGCCAGUGCGUGUUUAACCCCUUGGAUGUAGCUUCCCGUUCAGUACACCAUCGUGUUUAUCGCUUAGAUGUAUCUUUCGUUGUGAUUGUUUUUUUCCCUCCCUUUUUCUUUAUUUUUCCUUCCUUCAGCCAUCCGCUUAGCCUAUCAAUCUCGAAAUGCGUAAAGUCAAUCCAAGUGACACGUACUGCGCCACUCAUUCGUGGUCUUCCCGCUAGAGGGAGCCAGCGUGCAACCUUUUUGGAGCGUCACGUUGGCUUUCUGCGCAUGCGUGUUUUUGCAGCGCUAACAAAUAAGCUUUGUGAAAGUUGAAGGUGGAGUCCGUCGUUUUGCGAGCCAUCCUCCCAUGCAGUGCGCAUCACACAAGCGCUCUCUCUCAUUGGUUUGCUUCAUUGCGUUGUUCAAAUUGUCAUCUUGUUUCUCCACCAAGCCGUUGCCAACUUUGAGCUUGUUGAGCGUGCAAAUUCGGGUUAGGCAUAUAGACUUGAUCAGCUUUGAUUCACCAUUGACACCUGCGGCGGCUGUUUUGAGCAGCUGAAGGCCGCUGAAUUGAAGCUGCAUGUGCGUCUCCGCGGGCGGGCGGGCUGGCUGGCUGGAGAGGACUUUUGGCGAAAAAUGGACGUACACUUCGUCGAGGCCACGCGUGGACGUCGGGUUACUCGAGGGUGAUGCUAAGCUGAGGCGCACACGCUGCCAACAUGCCGACGGACAUGGCGCUGCCCCUCAUCCUGUCCCAGGAGGACCGGAGCAGUCCCCGAGACCAGAGCCCCGCCUCCAGAAAGAAGCGGGUGACCUUUGCGGACCACCAAGGCCUGCCCCUCACCAGCGUCAAGGUCUUCUCCCAGUUCAAGGACGCCAUCUAUAUUCCCGCCAGCGUCUUCGUUGCGCCGCCGGCCGACCGGCAUGACGACGACGACGACGAGCUGGUCCUGGACUUCGCCCAGCCGGCGUCCGACUACGUGCUGUUCCGCCAGAGUGUGGACAGGAAGUGUGUGUGCCUGGAGAGGUGCGUGCUGAGGGAGCGGACCCUGGCGGGCACGGUCAAGGUCAAGAACUUGUCCUUUGAGAAACGCGUGCGGCUGCGCGUCACUUUUGACUCGUGGGCGAGCCACUCGGACGUGGAGUGCGCCUACGUCCGGGAUUCGUACCAAAGCGCCUCCGCUGACACCUUCUCCUUCAGCUUGAGCCUGCAGCUGCUGGCGCCCCGGCGCCACGUGGAGUUCGCCAUCUGCUACCGGGUGGCUGGCGCAGAGUACUGGGACAGCAACCACGGGCGCAACUACCGCAUCCUCUGGGCCAAGGAUAAGCAGCGGCGGGACGGCGGGCGCCGCUUUGGCACGGGCUUGGACGCCUUCGGCAGCCUCACCUGUGGACGGGGGAUCCUUCCCGAGUGGCCCAGCUACGCCAGCUACGAGAACGUGGCCCCCUACUACUGAAGCCCGAGUGAGCGAGCGAGCGAGCGAGCGAGCGAGCGGAGGGGCUGAGCCAAGGAACGAACACAGAUGAAGUGCUCAAACGCUGCUUGCACGCGUGUGCUCAUUGAAACGAAACAAGGUCGCAAUGAAUUUCAGAAAGGAUCCUUGAUAAUAAAGGCGAGCUCAUUGAAAUGUG
This is a messenger RNA of Syngnathus typhle (broad-nosed pipefish), 1693 nucleotides long. RefSeq names its product protein phosphatase 1, regulatory subunit 3B (gene ppp1r3b). The record is from RefSeq and is a predicted model, not a curated record. Gene Ontology annotation, molecular function: glycogen binding; protein phosphatase 1 binding. Gene Ontology annotation, cellular component: protein phosphatase type 1 complex. Gene Ontology annotation, biological process: regulation of glycogen biosynthetic process. The transcript has 3 exons. The coding region runs from base 781 to 1518 and encodes 245 amino acids. Lineage: Eukaryota; Metazoa; Chordata; Actinopteri; Syngnathiformes; Syngnathidae.